Phyllopteryx taeniolatus (common seadragon) is the source of this 2132-nucleotide messenger RNA. RefSeq names its product synaptotagmin XV (gene syt15). Gene Ontology annotation, biological process: regulation of dopamine secretion; cellular response to calcium ion; regulation of calcium ion-dependent exocytosis. The record is from RefSeq and is a predicted model, not a curated record. Lineage: Eukaryota; Metazoa; Chordata; Actinopteri; Syngnathiformes; Syngnathidae. Gene Ontology annotation, molecular function: calcium-dependent phospholipid binding; phosphatidylserine binding; syntaxin binding.
AACCAGCUGUGUCCAUCUCACGCGCACGCACAUACACGUUGUAACAGACAACAUACAUUAACUGAAGACAAGUUAACAAGAAGAAGUUACAAUUUCAGGUCCGAUGGUUCCGGUCGGCCUCGCUGCAGGACGUCUGGUGCUGCUUCUUUUUCUUCUUGUCCUACUGGGCCUGGUGAUGUUCUGUCUGUGGAGGAGCAAGAGGAGACGUGAUCGCAGACGAUACCAGCAGCCGGUCGCCGCUGCGCCUCACAUCCCAGCAUGCACCGCUCCGGUCGUCCCGGUUUUGCAAGGCUCUUACGCCAGGCCCGGCGAGAUCCCGUUCACGUUGCCGCCUCGCUUCACGACGUCUCAGAGCGACACGGAGGAGAGCGAGGAGAAGGCGGAGGUGAUGAAGACGGAGGCUCGCAGGGACAUUCUGGCCCAUCGGGGAUCUCUCUUCGUUCAGAGUAGGUCACCACUGCUGCUACAGCCCGCCCGUCUCUGCUUCUCGGUGGAGUACCGUCACGGCAGCGAGCAGCUGGCCGUCUCCUUGCGCCGCCUGGGCAACCUCCCGCCUCGUUUCCACGACAACGUCACCCUGGUGCAGCUCCGUCUGCUGCCAGACGACCGACGCCCCCGCCAGGCCAGGGCCAGGGGCACCGGGCCCGACCCGGAGUUCAACGACCGCUUCCUGUUCCAGGUGUCAGGAGUGCAUGUGUCACAGACCACGCUCAGUGUGGGCGUGCUGAGCGUGUCACAUGACUGCAAACGCCACGCGGUGGGCCGGGUGCUCUUUCCCCUGCAAGGAGAGCUGGGACAGGCUGGCAGGGUGCUGUGGAGGGACCUGGACACUGAAAACCACCAUCACGUAUGUGCACAGGUGGCACACACAAUCCGUUCCAGCCACAAAUAAAAAUGAUGGCGUGUGCGCUUUGGCCACCAGAAGCAGUACAAUAUACUGCACACAUGAAGAAGACAGUCACAACUGCUCAGUAAGCUGCAGUAAUAUUAUUAUUUUUUUGCAGAGGAUAAAGAAUCUAUGCCCGUAAGUAUUAUUUUGUUUGUCAGGUGUUGCUCCACCGUUUGUGUUCACGUAUCCGUUGCUUAAAGUUUUGUAACUAACUAACGCAACAUCGUUCCUAGUUUUGUUAGCCCGUCCGUUUAAUUUUACAGUAAACUUCAAUUGGGAGUGGCAAUAAACAGCUUGAAGCAAGCACUUGGCUUUGUUUUUUUUCACUAUCUGCCAAACUACUGCUUGUUAAGAAGUUCGCUAGCACCAUCUAGCACUAGUAACUCCAAUUUUUGCUUGCAACUCAAGACCAAAAAAGAAAAAGGUUGGCUGACAGCUCGUAAAUCGAGGUACCGCUAUAUUUGGUGCGUUGACCAUUUUCUAGUUGUCCUAUAGCAUUGCAUGUCAUCCCACUAGGCCCCGCCUCUUAAAGGGACAGACACUACAAUAUAUAUUAUUUUCUAUACUUAUAUUUUAUGCUUCCAAUUAUUUUCUUUGUGUUCAAAUACAUUUUAAAUGUGUUUAAAAAGUGUGUUUUAAUAAAUUUAAAUGGGUUUUAGGCAUGUUGGAGUGGUAAAAGUAUAUAAAAAAUAUAUCUAUUUAUUUUUAAUAUGGUCUCCCUGUAUCGCAGUUUCUAAUCUAUUGUGGGCGCGUCUGGAAUGUUUUCCCCACGGUAAAGGGGCCGUUCAUGUACGCCAGGAGCUUGCAGUUGCAGGAUUGGAUGGACAUCGUCAACACACCACACUAGGAGGUCAAAAUGUGGCACGGACUCUGCACGGCCGCUUAGAGCCUACUCAACCUUGUGUGCAGGUUGUAUCUGCAAUAUUUGACAUACAGUAUAUGGAAAUACAAGCUACUGAGACAAACUGACUCAGGGGUUGAUUCGUUCCAAUUUGACAAUGAUGCAAUCAUUUCAGGUGAGAUGUUUCACACAAAAAGAGAAAAUAACUUAAAACGUGUUGAACAUUAAAUUUUCGAAGUGUCGUUGAGUUUAUAAAGCAUUUUCUUGUGAAGUACAAGUCAAAAAAUAAAUAAAUAAAAAAUGUAAUACCGUUCCUGUCCAGCGAGUAGCGCAGCCUUUGUACUUUUCUGAGCAACUGCGAUUUUAAGCUUAGAGUGAGAACUAACCCGGAAGUCAAUUUGC